Molecule: messenger RNA, 3304 nt
Organism: Ochlerotatus camptorhynchus
Lineage: Eukaryota; Metazoa; Arthropoda; Insecta; Diptera; Culicidae
Product: TWiK family of potassium channels protein 7
Exons: 8
Coding region: 1349-2788 (479 amino acids)
Biological process (GO): stabilization of membrane potential; potassium ion transmembrane transport
Cellular component (GO): plasma membrane
Molecular function (GO): potassium ion leak channel activity; outward rectifier potassium channel activity
Source: RefSeq, a predicted model, not a curated record
GGUUGCACAUGUGGCAGAUUCUUGGUCGACGAAAGCAAUUUAAUUUAUUGACACCGCUAUCCUGGAUUAUAUGGUUUAUCGCGAUGUGAGAAGUGCGGGUGGAAGAGCAAAUUUAUGUUAUUUACAACAACAGGAUAUCUAGCAGUUUAUCGAUAUCAGAAAAGGGUGUGAUAUUCCACGCGCUUGUGGUGAAAAAGAUUUGAUAAGAUAAUAUAGAAAAAUAUAUAAGGGAGAUCGUUAUACGCUCACGUACGUGCAUGGAGAUGAUUUUGUAAAAUAAGGAAAGCGUUUUAUAAAAUUUGUGAUGAUUACCGAAGUUACAUAUUUGAUGUUAAUUUUCAAGUGUUGCUGAAAAGGUGAAUAAUUUUGGCCAAAUAUCAAGUGCAGUGCUCUAAAAAGUGAGUCUAGUGUAGAAAAUCAAAUUCGGAUGUUGAAGUUCUCUUUAUUGUGGAUUUUUGGAUAAUACAGUUUGAUACCGGUGCACCUAAAUAAAUUUGCGGAAAACGAACUUGAAUGUUAUGUAACUUCAUGUCAACGAUGAUGGCGAUAGAUCUGCCCAGGAUAGCGUCAUUAUAAUUCAUGAGAUGCAGGAGAAGAGAAAAAACUGUCGAUAUUGAUGUGAUAGGAGGAUUAUACAUAAUUUUGAAUUCCUCUGUAAUCUGCUUCCUUGUACUCGGUAUGUUUUGAUGCGCUAUAGCUUCAGCUUGUUGGCAAUUCCGGAAACUGGAGAAGAAGCGCCUGUAGUCAGUGACAGUUCGGAAGCUCGUCAAGUGGAAGAGAAGAAAUUUAAGCACGUUCUGACAUCGUGUGUUUGUCGUUGCUCGCUUCUAGUGAUUGUUCCUGUACUGUUGAGCGAUAAAAAGGAAUUUUCCGCGUCGUUUGGUGUUGUUCCUAAAACGUUGUGCGUGUGUUACAUCGUCGACAUUGCAAAUCGCAAAUCUUUCAUCAGCCUGUGAUGCUCAAUACCGCGUGAAGAAGUCUGCGGCAUGAUCAAAAUUUCAUAGACGUAAGCGAAAAUAAAUUUAUCAUACUGCAACAGGAGAAGAGUGAGACCCCAGCUCCGGUGAACAAAAUAUGUGGAGUCGACGUGAGGCAUGCUAAAAAUGUCGUAAAUUCAAUUUUUUGUCAAUUUGAUUUUUUGCCGAAGCCGUUAGCGCUUCCAUUACGUGUGAUUCGCGCCAUCAUCGCAUCGCUCUCUAAAAAUCAGCAUUUUCCACAGAAACAAAACCAAACCAGAAUGGAACGAACAGAACAGGAGCAUGAGCCAAUGGAAUUUGUAUUCCAUCGGUAGAGCGACCGCGCGUGUUGUAAAGACGAUGGCGACCACAGUCACGUAAUAUUGAAAAUUAUGGCCGAGAAGGAAGCGAUCCGCUAUCAGUAUGACUCGUACACUCCUCUCAUGAAACAAUCAAAUAAUGGAAUGAGUACUCUACAGCGGAGUGAGAUGAGUACCGCUCUUAAAAAUGGAACACAAACGUCAACAACAAUUGCGAUUAGCAGUAAAAAACCGUCCAAAUCUGGAUGCUGUUCAUGUCGGGGGAAAAAGUCGUCGACUUUUUGGGCGGCUUUGUUGACAAAUCUAGGCAUUUGUACGCUGUUGUUUGGAUACACUUUGCUGGGAUCAUUUAUCUUCCUUGCAAUCGAGGGAGGUGCUUCACAGAUGCAACAGCGAAUGCUUGCUUCAACGAAUCGUCAGCUCAAACCAUUAUCAACACGUAGCGAUAGCAAUCUUACCCUUUCCCAGCAACUGCUGCACGAAUCCAUAGAAGCCAGACAAAGAACGGUGGAAAACAUUUGGGAUAUCACUGUGUCGCUGAACAUUCUCUAUCGGGAAAACUGGACCAGACUUGCAUCGCUGGAAAUAGCUCGUUUUCAAGAGCAAUUAAUCAAACGGUUAACAGAAGAGAUGGCAUCCCAAUUGGACAACAUGUCACCAGCAGCUAGUGCCGUCAUGGUGCCACAACCUUUCCUACAUGACUACGAGUGGACCUUCUCUAGGAGUUUCUUCUAUUCGCUGACGAUUCUAAGCACCAUUGGCUACGGAAAUAUAGCACCUCGUACCACGUUGGGUAGGAUUGUAACACUCGCUUACGCCCUACUGGGGAUUCCAUUAACUCUAGUUUAUUUAUCGAGCACGGGUGGAAUGCUGGCGAAAGUAGCCCGCGGUGUUUUUUCCAGAGUAUUCUGUUGCUGUUUAUGUUCCAACUGUGGCUACUGCUGUUACGAUGAAAAACGUAUGGCGGAAAAGGAACGCCGGAUGAAGCGCAAACGACAACAGAUGGAGCUGCGAGCCCAGCAUAUUGCCCUGCAGGAGCCUUAUUACGUACGUUCCGGUUCCUUGCACAAUAACCUCCAUUCGCCAGAAAAGCAGGUACCAAUGAUAAGCGACAUUGAUUCCAUAAACGGCACCGAUAGCGAAUCACGUACUUCCAUGCAUGGACUCAGUAUAUUAGCGCCCAUUUUACUGUGCAUUGCCAUGAUGUCCAUUUACAUAGCUUUCGGGGCAUUUGCACUCUACAAACUCGAGGACUGGCCUAUCAUCGAUGGAGUAUAUUUUUGCUUCAUGUGUCUCUCAACGAUUGGUUUUGGGGACAUGGUACCUGGCCUACGGAAAGAGUCCACUAUGACCACGUGGUUCUGUUCGAUCUACAUCAUGUCCGGAAUGGCACUAACCGCUAUGUGUUUCAACGUGUUGCAUGAAGAAAUCAUGCAUAGGCUCAAACACGUCGUAGAAAUCCAGAAGAAGCUGAAAUUAAGUGACGAACACAAAGACUUUCUAGCCUCCUGACGCUACGAGAAGAAUACAAAUCUGUAUCAAAGAAAUCCCACCGAGGAAACAUUAAUCACAGGUACGCCAACAUCAUUAAUCUUUGCCCAGGAGCCCGAUCUGAAUCAAUUACACGUACUAAAAGAUUGCAAUAAUCACUCGUUAGGACACGAACUGGUUCCAAUUAUCACCAUGAAUAAUCAAUUGGUGCUGCCUGAAGUCCUUGAAAACGUUGCAGACCUAUCUCUGAUGACUGAACAAUGUCAUCCGGCUCCAAUCGUUGCAAAUCAAACUAUACAAGCCAACUUAAAUACCGGAGUGUACACACUACCAGAAGAACCAGAGCUGGAAUCUGAUGAGAAUUUGGCUAUUUAAAAUAAAUCGCAAUCAAUUUGUGACAUCGAUUUUCACAGCUUCGAUAACAAAAACGAAAAAAAAAAACGAUAGACAAAUUUCUUCUUCGCAGUAUUUUCAGUUUUCAGACGUGAUAAAAAUAAAUGGUGCAAUACUCUAUCGUAAUGAAUGAAAAUCGCCAUC